This is a messenger RNA of Tricharina praecox, 1011 nucleotides long. RefSeq lists its product as uncharacterized. The transcript has a single exon. The record is from RefSeq and is a predicted model, not a curated record. Bases 217 to 861 code for a protein of 214 amino acids. Lineage: Eukaryota; Fungi; Ascomycota; Pezizomycetes; Pezizales; Pyronemataceae.
GGUGUCGCCGUGCCGUGUCGUUGGAGACAAGGCGCCGGCAACGACCGACACGCCAGUAACAAUCGACACGCCAGUAACAAUCGACACGCCAGUAACAAUCGACACGCCAGUAACAAUCGACAACGCCAGCAACGACCACCUUUAUUGCUUGCCACUACUACUGCUACUACUACUGCUACUACUACUGCUACUACUACUGCUACUGCUACUGCUCCUAUGGCACAUGACGGACAUAACCGAAUGGAUCGGCCGGAGAUAUCCCGUUCUCUUCCGGAGGCUCCGGCUACUAGAGAAUUGAUCGCCGCCCGCGUCGAGAUAUCCCGCUCUCCGUCCGCAGGCUUGAAGCUCCAUCUGUCGCCCGUCGUCCGACGCCUGCUCGUCAGUGUCGAGUGUCUUGGCGCGGGUGAGCAUUCGUGCUCCAGCAAAGCACAGCACAGCUCGGCUCAGCCAGUUUCUUACCUAAGCACUUGGUCAACCAGCACGUGGAGUGGACCCCCCCCAACCAACCGGCCAAUCUCACGUCUCGCAGUAACCAUUGACUCUACCCUACUCUACCCUACGAUAGACUUCACUUCACACCCGACCCAAUGCCUCAUGCACACUUCUCCAUUCACAGCCGACCCAAUCCCUCGCCCCUCGCCCACUUCUCCAUUCACAGCCGACCUAAUCCCUCGCCCCUCGCCCACUUCUCCAUUCACAGCCGACCCAAUCCCUCGCUCCUCGCCCACUUCUCCACCCUUCCCAGCCCCAGCCCCCAACUCGAGCCCCGCGAGGUUUCCAUGCCAGCCAGCCCUCCCCCUCGACCGAGCUGUAACCCACGCUGGCAGAAGCGAAUCGAGAUGCAAUGUAUGUAGGAUGUAGGUAAUGUGGACCUUGAGAUGGCAACGUCUCGACGGCGACAGCUGGUACGCGAGCUGCAGGAUGACGGCGGCGGUGGAGCAGUCAAGUGAAGUGAAGGACGAGUUGCAGACCAGAAGUUCGACUUCGACUUCGUUCCACGUGACCACUACC